Anoplopoma fimbria (sablefish) is the source of this 2809-nucleotide messenger RNA. It is a transcript of the gene zbtb46, whose product is annotated as zinc finger and BTB domain containing 46. The record is from RefSeq and is a predicted model, not a curated record. Gene Ontology annotation, biological process: regulation of transcription by RNA polymerase II. Gene Ontology annotation, molecular function: DNA-binding transcription factor activity, RNA polymerase II-specific; protein binding; RNA polymerase II cis-regulatory region sequence-specific DNA binding. Lineage: Eukaryota; Metazoa; Chordata; Actinopteri; Perciformes; Anoplopomatidae.
GAAAAGAGAGAGGCUGGUGGAGGAAGAAGAGGGAGGAAAAAACAAGGGGGGGAAUAACACUCAAAGAAAGCACCCAGAGGAGAGGAAGGACAGUAUAGAGAGAGAGAGAGAGAGCUUUGGACAACCUCCCCCCCUUCUCUCUCUCCUCCUCCUCCUCCUCCUCCUCCCUUCCUUUCUUUCUCUCAGGGCUGUCACACCAGAUUGGACCUCCGGAGGACCGACACCGCGUCCAGACCCCAUGGGGUAACAGACGUUUGGAGGAGAGGCUUUUGUUCAGCUACACAGAUGAACAACAGGAAGGAGGACAUGGAGAUCUCCUCUCACUACCGUCAGCUCCUCAGAGAGCUCAACGAGCAGAGGCAGCACGGCAUCCUCUGCGACGCCUGUGUCAUCGUGGACGGAAAGAUCUUCAAGGCCCAUAAGAAUGUCCUCCUGGGCUCCUCGCGCUACUUCAAGACUCUUUACUGCCAGGUUAAAAAAGGGGCAGAGCCUCACCACCAGACUACAGUCACUCACCUGGACAUCGUCACGGCGACGGGCUUCAAAGCCAUACUGGACUUCAUGUACUCGGCGCACCUCGCCCUCACCAGCAAGAACGUGAUCGAGGUCAUGUCGGCCGCCAGCUACCUGCAGAUGACCGACAUCGUCCAGGCCUGCCACAGCUUCAUCAAGGCGGCGCUAGACAUCAGCAUCCGCUCCGAGAUGGCCGACGAACUGGCCGACUUCGAGAUGGGAGCGGUCGCUGCCGCGGGCAUAAGCGGAGGAGGUGGAGGAGGGGUGGGGAUAACAGGGACAGGGGGCGGAGCGGGUUUAGGAGGAGGAGGUGGAGGAGCUGCUGGAGGAGGAGGUGGGAUCGUGGGCAUGGCUUCUGAAGCGUUGGCCUCCAUCAUGUCUGGUCGCAGCACCUCGCCUUGGCUGGCUCGUCGCACCAGCCCGGCCAACUCCUCCGGGGACUCGGCCAUCGCCAGCUGCCACGAGGGAGGCAGCACGUACGGGAAGGAGGACCAAGAACCCCCGAAGAGCCACGAGAGCCAGGAGGACGCCUGCCACGACUCCCAGCCCGCCUGGCCGCACGACUACAGGCCCGUCACCGUCAAAGAGGAGCAGGUGUCGCCCGCCUCCUCCUCGCAUCCACGGGACACUCCCAGAGGGGCGGCCCAGAGCCAGGGGGAGCAAGGGGCCGGAGGGGCCGCCGGAGGAAGAGGCGGAGAGGGCUCCUGGCAACCCCUGUCGGGGUCGGGGCGGAGGAAGAACAGGAAGAACAAGGACACCGUCAGGCAUAUUACCCAGCAGGCCGAGAGGAACUGGGACAGGGAGAGGGACAGGGAGAGAGACCGGGACAGUAGACCUGGAUCUCCUCUGCCCUCCAUGCUGGCUGUGGCUGGAUGGAACUACAACGGACAGGAAAUCCCAGGUGCAGACGUGACCGAACCCAACAGCUCAGACAGCCGCGGCGAGCGCCUGGACUUCUUCCUCAAACAGGAGGAGGCCCUCGCCGCCGAGCCCAGCUACCUGGGACCCGGCGAAUCGGAGGAGGCCGGGGAGGAGGGAGGAGGAGGAGGGGGCGGGACCAUCUCGUCCGUGGCCAAUCUCAAGGCGGCGCUGAUGAGCAAGAACAGCCUGCUGUCUCUGCGGGCUGAGAUGAUGGGAGAUGAUAACCCCUUGCUGUUCGAGUACCUGCCCAAAGGAGCACACUCCCUGUCCUUGAACGACUUCACGGUGAUCCGUAAAAAGUUCAAGUGCCCCUACUGCAGCUUCUCCGCUAUGCACCAGUGUAUCCUCAAGAGGCACAUGCGCUCCCACACCGGAGAGAGGCCCUACCCCUGUGAGAUCUGUGGCAAGAAGUUCACCAGGAGGGAGCACAUGAAGAGGCACACACUGGUCCACAGCAAAGACAAGAAGUACGUGUGUAAAGUGUGCAGCCGGGUCUUCAUGUCGGCAGCCAGCGUGGGAAUCAAACACGGCUCGCGGCGCCACGGCGUCUGCGCCGACUGCUCUGGCCGAGGCAUGGCGGCGCUGCUGGACCACAACGGGGAGGUCGGGGGGGACAUCUCCCCGGAGGAGGAGCUGUACCCGGGCGACCGUUUCCACGACGACCAGGCGGAGUGCGACGGCGACGGCGAGGAGGAGAUGAUGGCGGAGGCGGACGGCGAGAUGAUGGGCGAAGGCGAGGAGGAAGGAGGCAAGUGGAAGGACUCGGGGAUGGCGGCGGAGACGCACGGCGCGAUGGACAAUGAGAAGGAGGAGAGCGACUCCUCGGCGCCCGAGGGGGAGCAGCAGAACGGGAGCGAGAAGGACUUCACCUGGAUCUCCUAGAAUCCGCCGGACUCAACGUCACAGCGGCUCGUCGACCAAAAAUCUCUGAAGAUCUCUUGCGAUCGAUCUCUCGGGGCGGAUUCCUCUCUGCUCUCUUUACCCGUUCGUCCCACCGUGGACGGGCCUUUCCUUUGAACGGAAACGCCGUGGGGUGAGGCGCGACAAUGAUCUACAAUGCACACACACACACACACACACACACACACACACACACACACACUUCGGCUAUUCUCGACGUCGGUAGAAGAAGAAGAAGAAAAGUGGUCAAGAGAAGGCUGGAGUGCGAAGCUUUUUUCUGCUUACCUCCUUUUACUUCUGAUGCAGUGGUUUUAUUUUUUUGGGUGUUUUUUCUUUUUUCGUUUCUUGAGGGUUUCAGGCCGGAGUCCUGUAGUUUUCUACUCUGUCACAACAGGAAUCAACGAGGACGCUGCCAAGGACACGGCCAACGCUAGACUGCAACUUUGUGUGUUUGCCAUCACAAUCACCAUGGAAA